GUCUUCAGAGGAGCAUCUUGGCCAUGCCUAUCACCUGCUGAUGACGCGGCUCAACGAGGAGCACGCCGAGAUGCGCUUCUCGGCUUUCCAGAUCGUGCAGGAGUUGUUUGACCGAUCCCAUCAAUUCCGGACGCUAAUUAUUUCCAACUUCCAAGAGUUCUUGGAGCUCACGGUGGGGAUAGACCAUGACCAGCCUCUUCCCCCACCCAAAGAGGUGGCACAGAAACUGAGGAAAGCAGCCAUUAAGUCAGUGCAAGACUGGCAUGAGAAGUACGGAGAGGCCUACAAGAAACUUUCUCUGGGAUACAACUUCCUAAAGCAGAAUAAGAAGGUGGAUUUUCAAGAUGUGCGUGCCAGAACUGUGGCUGAAAGGAGGAGGGAGGAGGAGAAGCAAAAACGGUUGGAUAACAUUUACAAAGAAAAAGCCAAAAGAGCUGAAAAAGAAAUGGAAGAAAUGUCCCAAGAGAUUACCAGCACAGUGACAGAGAUGGAAAACUGUUUCCAGCUUCUGAUGCCAGAUCCUUUCGACUUCGAUGUGAAUGACACGGAACUGGAACCCAACAAACCAAUGUCUGCUACUGAGGAUAGACCCGCAACCGCCUUGUCCUCCCAGGUGGAAGUUAACCAGUCCUGUGUUGGAUGCGUGGAUGAUGAACAGCCAUGCUGCAGCAAGGAUGUUCUUCCAGUUUCUCAGUGUGUUAGAACGGAUAAAAUCAAAGAGAUAGAUGAGAAACAGAAGCCUGAGCAAAAAGAAUUAGAUGGAGGCGCAUGCGCAGAAGUUCCAUCUGGUGUCCCUUCUCUCAACGAUGAUGAUGAUUACCAGACUUUUAUUAGGAACCAUGGGCUUAUUUCACAUAAAUAUACUCUAGACCUUGAAAUCUCCACAGAUAUAAAAGUGCAUGAGAAUGAAGAUAAUACUGCCAUAAUAAACAGUGUCAUGGAUUCUCACAGACUUCUCAGAAAUAAGUUCUGGCCUUCUGUGCAGUCCUGGAUUCAGUUAUUUACCAGAGCAGGAAUAAAUGAUGAUCGGCUAAGAUGUGCCAUUGAUCUCAAGAAUAAAUUGGAGACUGUUAUGAAGAAAUACAAGGAAAUGAAUAUUUCCUUUAAAGAGAGAAGAAGAAAAGUG
Molecule: messenger RNA, 1126 nt
Organism: Leptosomus discolor (cuckoo roller)
Lineage: Eukaryota; Metazoa; Chordata; Aves; Leptosomiformes; Leptosomidae
Source: RefSeq, a predicted model, not a curated record